AUGCAGGCAACCUACCUACCGACUCCAAGGCAUUCUUUCCCAUCUAGUGAGCAAUUUCAAAAGAAGCUGUCGGCACUGACGAUAAGUUCACUAUCGACUGGUCUCCUUACCCCAACCUCCAACACCCACAACGACUACAAUUUCCGCAAUUACAUGGCACCCGUUUCAAACAAGAGAACCAACAAGAUGAGCAAUGGAAAGCGCGAUGACUCCCAAGAACCGCUUGCGGCUCGGUUCGCCAAAAGAAUAAAGCUCUCACACGAUGUGCCAGUGACGAGUUCUUCGGUCAAACUCCCAGCUGCCUCUUUGAGGAUUCCUUUCCCCGAAAAGCCUGCAGUUAUUGAGGAACGAAACGGUGAAAUCGAAUUCCGCGUGGUCAACAAUGACGGCAGCCGAGAGCACAUGAUCAUAUUGACAAGCCUCAAGUGCCUGUUUCAAAAGCAACUUCCAAAGAUGCCCAAGGACUACAUUGCCCGCCUCGUCUACGAUCGCGCCCAUCUGUCGCUCGCCAUCAUCAAGAGACCGUUGGAGGUCAUAGGCGGGAUAACCUUUCGAGAGUUCCGCCAGCGGGAGUUUGCCGAGAUUGUGUUUUGUGCCGUGUCGUCCGACCAGCAGGUCAAAGGAUAUGGAGCCCACCUCAUGGCCCAUCUCAAGGACUACGUCAAGGCAACCUCGCCAGUGAUGCAUUUCCUCACAUACGCGGACAAUUACGCGACGGGUUACUUUCAAAAGCAGGGCUUUUCUAAGGAGAUCACCCUCGACAAGGCCAUAUGGAUGGGUUACAUCAAGGACUACGAGGGAGGGACGCUAAUGCUCUGCUCGUUGGUCCCUCGAAUUCGAUAUCUGGAGGCCGGUCGUAUGCUUCUGAAACAAAAAGAAACCGUGCAGGCCAAGAUUAGGUCUCUGAGCAAAAGCCAUGUCGUCCAUCAGCCGCCUGCUCAAUGGAUCGUUCAGAGCAACAGCGGCGCCGCUCUCACCCCCAUCGAUCCUCUCUCCAUCCCAGCCAUUCGAGCCACAGGCUGGUCCCCAGACAUGGAUGCCUUGGCCCGUCUCCCUCGUCGCGGACCUCACUUCAAGGAAAUAAGACGCUUCCUGUACCAGAUCCAAAACCACAAGCAGGCGUGGCCUUUUCUGGCCCCCGUUAAUAGAGAUGAAGUUCCGGACUAUUAUAAGAUUAUAGCCAACCCGAUGGAUCUCUCUACGAUAGAGGAGAGACUGGAACACGAUGCAUACGCGACACCUAAGGAUUUCAUUGCGGAUAUGAAGUUGAUUUUCAGCAACUGUCGGAAGUACAAUGAUGCCACGACGGUGUAUGCCAAGUGUGCGGCGAAGCUGGAGAAGUACAUGUGGGGUCUGGUGAAGGAGAUCCCGGAGUGGUAUGAGCUGCUUGAGGGCCAAUGA
Podospora anserina S mat+ is the source of this 1401-nucleotide messenger RNA. RefSeq lists its product as uncharacterized. Gene Ontology annotation, cellular component: histone acetyltransferase complex. Gene Ontology annotation, biological process: positive regulation of transcription by RNA polymerase II; chromatin remodeling. The transcript is spliced from 2 exons. Gene Ontology annotation, molecular function: histone H3 acetyltransferase activity; protein binding. The coding region runs from base 1 to 1401 and encodes 466 amino acids. NCBI's taxonomy places the organism in Eukaryota, Fungi, Ascomycota, Sordariomycetes, Sordariales, Podosporaceae. The record is from RefSeq and is a predicted model, not a curated record.